AUGCCACCCCACUCCCACGCCCGCCGCCUCGUGCUCUUGCUGCUGCUGGUGCUCUCCACCACGGCUCCCGACCCCGUCUCCUCUUCUUGCGCCGGCGGCGCACGGGACGACGCGGCGAUCGUCGCGGCCGCGUUCCGCCACGUGCGCAACUUCUGGCCGCAGGCCGUGCCGGCAUGCCGGCCCGUCCGCGAGCUGCGCCUCCCGUCGCGGAACCUGACGGGCGCCGUGGCGUGGGCGGCGCUCGCGAACCUCUCCGCCCUCGCCGCGCUCGACCUCUCCGGCAACGCGCUCCAGGGCGCCAUCCCCGGCGGCUUCUGGCGCGCGCCGGCGCUCCGCGCCGUCGACGUGUCGCGGAACCAGCUCGGCGGCUCGCUGCGGGUCGAGCCCAACACGCGGCUGCUGUCCCUCAACGUGUCCGGCAACCGCUUCACCGUCGUCGCGGGCGUCGACGGCCUCCCGGGGCUCGACGCGCUCGACGUGUCCGCGAACAGGAUCCGCGCGGUGCCGCAGGGGCUGAGCCGGCUGACGCGAUUGCGCCGGCUCGACCUCUCCCGGAACGCGAUGCGCGGGAGGUUCCCCGGCGACCUGCCCCCGCUCGAUGGACUCCGCUUCUUGAACGUCUCGUACAACAACCUGUCCGGCGCGGUGAACGCCAGCGCGGUGAAGAGGUUCGGGCCCUCGGCGUUCGUCCACGCCGGCAAUGCUUCGUUGGUGUUCUCGAAGGACUCCCCUGCGCGGCCCAGGCGGCCUCCGCCGCCACCGCGAACAAAUGGAAAGAAGGAUCACGCGAGGACGGCAAAGAGCACGGCAACGAAAAGGAAAAGGAAGAAGCAUCUGGGCGUGGUCGCCGUGGCGAUCGUGUGCGGGGUGGCGUCCGUGAUCGUCCUGCUCUGCUUGGUCGGAUCCGUGGCGUGCGGGGUGGUGAGGUGCCGGAGCAGGAAGCACGGAGACAAGGAGGCGGAGGAGAAGAAGGUGCAGUGGGGCGAGAAGGAAGAAGACGAGGUGGUUGUGGCGGCGGCAGCAGGAAAGGGGGCAUCGGCCGCGCCGGUGGUGCUCUUCGAGCGGCCGCUCAUGGAGCUGACGCUGGCCGACCUCGCCGCGGCCACUUCCGGCUUCGGGCGCGAGUCCCAGCUCGCGGAGCGCGGUGGCCGCAGCGGCGCCGCGUACCGCGCCGUUCUGCCCGGGGACCUGCACGUCGUCGUGCGCGUCGUGGAGGGCGCCAUGGCCGGGGUCGGGGAGGACGACAACCCGGCCGCCGCGGCCGCGGCGUUCCGGGAACUCGCGCGGCUCCGGCACCCCAACAUCCUUCCGCUCAUCGGAUACUGCAUUGCAGGGAGGGAGAAGCUGCUGCUGUACGAGUACAUGGAGAAAGGCGACCUCCACCGGUGGCUGCACGAGCUGGAGCUGCCGGCGGGGCGGCCGGACUUGGACGACACCGGCGGCGACAUCUGGGAGGCGGCGGAGGACAGGCGGUCGAUAUCCGACUGGCCGACGCGGCACCGGAUCGCGCUGGGCGUCGCCCGGGGCCUGGCGUUCCUGCACCAGGGGUGGGCCGGGUCCGGCCGGGCCGUGGUGCACGGCCACCUGGUCCCGACCAACGUGCUCCUCAGCGACGACCUGGAGCCCCGGAUCUCCGACUUCGGGCACCUCAGCGGCGGCGACGGCGACGACAACGCGACGCCGGAAGCGGACGUGUACGGGUUCGGCGCGCUGGUGCUGGAGCUGAUGACGGGGCAGGCGAGGUGGGACGAGGCGUCGGUGAGCUGGGCGCGCGGGCUCGUCCGCGACGGCAAGGGGCUGGACAUCGUGGACCCGCGGGUGCACGGCGGCGAGGCGGCGGAGCGGGAGAUGGUGGAGUGCCUGCGCGUGGGGUACCUGUGCACGGCGCACUCGCCGGACAAGCGGCCGACGAUGCAGCAGGUGGUGGGCGUGCUCAAGGACAUCCGGCCUCGCCCGCUCGACGGCGGCGGCGACGCGUGA
Messenger RNA from Triticum turgidum subsp. durum (durum wheat), 1980 nucleotides. The record is from the annotation of a GenBank genome assembly. Lineage: Eukaryota; Viridiplantae; Streptophyta; Magnoliopsida; Poales; Poaceae.